UAGAGGGAAAGUUGGGUGGGAUUUGGAGGCAGGUCUCAGCGAAAAUCUAACUUAGAAAAGUCAAGUUAACCUUUAAGGAAGCAGAUGGGAAUAAAGGAACUGAGAGGAGCUUAAAUAUCCAAACUGCUCAGUUAAUCCUUUGCUGUGCAGCAGUGGCUUUGGGAAGUACACUGACCACGUUAGCUCAGACCGUCACCGUGUGACGUAGGCACCAGUAUACCCAUUUCAUGGGUAAAGAGUUCCAGUUGGCUUCAUCCAAAGCUACAGACCGACUGCAGAGGAGCUACUGCGAUCUCCCUACAAAGAAAGCCCCAAGCCACCCUGGACCUGCCACCAUGGAUGAGUCCUCGCUGCCUGUGGUUCCAGCCCCUAUUGCUGCUCCAGGGCCAGCACCAUCUGCCGCUGCCCCUCGGGUGCCCUUUCACUGCAGCGAAUGUGGCAAGAGCUUCCGUUACCGAUCAGACCUGCGGCGCCACUUUGCUCGGCAUACAGCGCUCAAGCCCCACGCAUGCCCUCGCUGUGGCAAGGGCUUCAAGCAUAGCUUCAACUUAGCUAACCACCUGCGCUCACACACUGGAGAGCGGCCCUACCGAUGCUCCGCCUGCCCUAAGGGAUUCCGAGACUCCACUGGCCUGCUACACCACCAGGUCGUCCACACUGGCGAGAAGCCCUACUGCUGUUUGGUCUGCGAGCUCCGCUUCUCCUCUCGCUCCAGCCUGGGCCGCCACCUCAAGCGGCAGCACCGGGGCGUCCUUCCAUCUCCCCUGCAGCCAAGCCCAGGCCUGCCUCCCUUGAACUCCCCCUGCUCAGUGUGUUGCAACGUGGGUCCCUGUACGGUUUGUGGAGGUGGAGGGGCUGGCGGAGGAGAGGGCUUGGAGGGAGCAGGAGCAACCAGCUGGGGACUAGCAGAGGCCGCAGCUGCCGCAGCUGCCUCGCUGCCCCCGUUUGCGUGUGGCGCCUGUGCCCGUCGCUUUGACCACGGCCGGGAGCUAGCUGCCCACUGGGCCGCGCACACUGAUGUGAAGCCAUUCAAGUGCCCACGCUGCGAGCGCGACUUCAACGCGCCCGCGCUGCUGGAACGCCAUAAGCUUACUCACGACCUACAGGGGAGCAAUGCACCCCCAACGCAGGUCUGGUCCUCGGGUGGGGGUCCAGAGGUGGCAGGAGAUGGCGAUGCAGUGGAGGUAAGAGAUGCCCCGCCGACCUGGGACGCCGGGCUACUUCUAAGCCCCACCGGGGCAGGCAUCCCCAAGCUGGAGGCACUGCUCCCCGAGGGUGAGGGUGCAGAGAAUGCUCGGGCUCCGGCUGCAGCAGCCGAGGCGUCCUCGGAAGACACACUGUACCAGUGCGACUGCGGGACCUUCUUCGCGUCUGCCCCAGCCUUGGCCAGUCACCUAGAAGCCCACUCGGGCCCAGCCACCUAUGGCUGCGGCCACUGCGGAGCAUUGUAUGCAGCGCUGGCCGCUCUGGAGGAGCAUCGGCGUGCCAGCCACGGUGAGGGCAGUGGGGAGGUGGCCCCUGAUGGCGAGGGCGAGCAGGCGACUGGAGGGCCGGGGCCCGGCUCCUCCAGCCGUGGCAAGAAAAUCUUUGGCUGUUCAGAAUGCGAGAAGUUGUUCCGUUCGCCUCGCGACCUGGAACGGCAUGUUCUGGUCCACACAGGGGAGAAGCCGUUCCCGUGCCUAGAGUGUGGCAAGUUCUUCCGCCACGAGUGCUACCUCAAGCGCCACCGACUGCUGCAUGGCACAGAGCGGCCCUUUCCCUGCCACAUCUGUGGCAAGGGCUUCAUCACACUCAGCAAUCUCUCUAGGCACCUGAAGCUGCACAGGGGCAUGGACUGAAUAGCCAGGCCACCCCGACCUCUACAAGUCCAGAGCCAGAUCAUAAUAAGAUGAGGCCCUUGCCUGGAAAAAUGGUGCCACCCAGAACCCACACAGGACCAUAGUGAAGCAUCCUUCAGCAAAGGGGUCCAAGGACAUAAUUGUUAGGGACUGAAAUCUACAGAGAGACUCUUGACUUUGAGACCCCUGGAAUGUGGGCAUGCUCAGAUCAACUGGCCUCCGCCACUGAGACCUGAGAAUGAAAAACGGGUCUCCACUAGCACCUCUCAGCAGUUCACAUGUGGGUACCCUCACGGUCCUAUCACCCUGAGAGCCAUCAUUCCCAACGACCUUUAUCUGGGGGAUGGGGGCAACAUCUUGGAAUCUUCAGGAUCCCCUCCAGAUGACACCCACCAGCCACUCACUGGUAGCCCCAGAAAAUGAGUAUAGCCAGAAUCUGCCUUUCCCCAUUUUGCUUCCUAUGCUGAAAGAGGACCAGGGUAGAUGCCCCCACCUUCAGUUAACCUCCUCAGAUUAGGUCUCCCUUCCUGCAGAAUGGUCUGACCCUACUCAUCGUCCCCCAUCCUGAACACUAGUUUAGACUGGCCCAAAGUCUCCCUGCCCUGUAGGUUGGAUUGACCCAGAUACACAUACUCCUGUGCACUUGCAAUGGGCUGGUGCAGGCUGUGGCCUGACUCCACUCUCCUUAGAGUAAUAGGGCAGACAUUUCCUAUUUCCUAGAGCACAGUCCUCUGUCCAAGGUCGUCCCAAUCCUGUGACCGGGUGGAGGUGGUAGACAUUGGGGUUUCCCUCCCCCUCAACUGUAGUACCUGUCAGUCUUUCCAUCACUACCACCUUGUCUCUGUGUUCUAACCCCAAGAGGAAAGGGGGACUUGGCUAGGGGUUUCUCCCCCGUGAGCCUCAACCUCACCCCCUGGUCUCCCCAGUGUCUCUGGGACUCCAAUAAACCUCAUU
Messenger RNA from Microtus ochrogaster (prairie vole), 2792 nucleotides. RefSeq names its product FLT3 interacting zinc finger 1 (gene Fiz1). Lineage: Eukaryota; Metazoa; Chordata; Mammalia; Rodentia; Cricetidae. The record is from RefSeq and is a predicted model, not a curated record. Gene Ontology annotation, cellular component: nucleus. Gene Ontology annotation, molecular function: DNA-binding transcription factor activity, RNA polymerase II-specific. Gene Ontology annotation, biological process: regulation of transcription by RNA polymerase II.